Megalopta genalis is the source of this 902-nucleotide messenger RNA. RefSeq names its product transmembrane protein 17B. NCBI's taxonomy places the organism in Eukaryota, Metazoa, Arthropoda, Insecta, Hymenoptera, Halictidae. Gene Ontology annotation, cellular component: ciliary transition zone. Gene Ontology annotation, biological process: non-motile cilium assembly. The record is from RefSeq and is a predicted model, not a curated record.
AACGCUACAGAGUAUGCACGUUUGACGAACAACACAAUCAAACAGCGCAAUCUACAUGCGCAAAUACAUACAUUUGGACUUGGACCGACCGGCAUAAUAUGUACAUAUUAAGUGUGGCUAGUAGUUUCAAUGUUCGACCGUAGAUAGCGUUCGACUUACGAUUCUGACGCUAUACUUUAUACGAUUCGAUUCAACAUCUAACCAAAGAUCGGUUUAAAUUCGGAGAACGAUACUGGUUUUGAAUGAAAUUUUGAUUGUGGUGAACGCGUAAAUUUGACACGACGACAUUGUUCUACAAACGACGUUUGUAGAAUCAGUUGUGAAAUGAGCAAAUGUAUUGGUAAACGUUGAUCUCUUGGCAAACGGAUGUAGAAUGGAACGGACAACAAGGAACAAAAUAAAAUCGAAUUUGCCGUUUCAAAUAGUUCUGUACAUUAACCUUUGGUUCUUUCCGAUUUGGUUAUCGGUAGUUGCUUACAAUUUGGAUUUGAAUUACAGUAAGUACGUAAGGGAUAUUUGCAACGCGAUACUGCUGGUAAUAUUUGCGAUACUCUUGGUGUCCGACAGUUUGAAGUUAUAUUUGGGAUAUCUUGGAAAUCUUGGUGGGAAGAUUCCAGAAUUGGCAGCUUGUUGGUUGAUUUCGCUGCUGAUACAACUCCCUCUGGAAAUGUUCCUUGUUUUCAACCGUAGAACAUUGUUCGAACGUAACAAUGUAUUUGUCCAUUAUUUUAUGAUCGGUCUUCUUUUUCUUGAAAUUGUUACGGGUGCGAUCGCCUUGAAGAAUUUGGCAGACCUUCGUGCUAGAACAUUUUAUUUGGCUCGACUGUAUAAUGCGCCUAGCAAGUACUAGUUUAUUAUGGAAAAUCUUAUUAAUAAAUUUUGAUAUUCCAAUCGUCCACAAA